Molecule: messenger RNA, 1926 nt
Organism: Myxocyprinus asiaticus (Chinese sucker)
Lineage: Eukaryota; Metazoa; Chordata; Actinopteri; Cypriniformes; Catostomidae
Product: TLC domain-containing protein 1-like
Exons: 4
Coding region: 436-1191 (251 amino acids)
Biological process (GO): membrane assembly; plasma membrane organization; regulation of membrane lipid distribution
Cellular component (GO): plasma membrane
Source: RefSeq, a predicted model, not a curated record
ACAGUUGACACAACAGUCAACUGUAUCACCGCAUACGAGAAUCGUUUUUGCUGGAUUGUGGAAUAUAGGGAGAUGGAGAGAGAAAGUUCAAGGAAAAGAGGUGUAGCCAGCAUUCCCUUUGGUAACACUCCCAUGGACAUAUUCUUCAUUCACCAAUCACUGUUCAACAAACAGGUACUGUGACAGAUUACCACACCUUUGACAGGCACCAGCACGUGGAAGAAAGUUAUAGAGGGUGGGGAAUAGAUACAAAGAUUUAAAGUCAAAUACGAAGUGAAAGAGAGGUACUGGAAACUUUCAAGAAACCAAAGCAAUUAAUUUGGACAGUGUUGGAAAGAGUGUAAAACAGUGCACAGGAAGUUCAGAAUUACAAGUAAACAACAUAACAAGGACUCACUGUCUGAGAGGAGACACAGAAAGAAACAGUGGUGGAGGAUGGACACAUGGCUAAAUGAAGUCCAGAAGUAUCCAGCCCUGUAUGUACUCUGCUGCUCCGUAGCCUUCAGGAUCCUUCAUAAAUUACUACAGACUGUGCCCUGUCCCAGGAUGGUGGACUCAGACCCCUGGAAGACAUGGAAAUGGAAGAACCUCUCAGUUUCUCUCGUGCACUCCCUGCUGACUGGCACCUGGGCUGUUGCUUGUGUUAUACAGCGUCCUGUGAUGGUGCAUGAAAUCCGUUCAACCUACACCCCUUUAUCCUACCUGCUAAUCAUUGUCUCAUCUGGGUAUUUCAUUCAGGAUGCUGGUGACAUUAUCUUUAGUGGGUAUGCUAAAGAAUCUUGGGAAUUUCUACUUCACCAUUUUCUGGUGAUCUGGUGUUUUCUGUAUGCCGUGUUCACACAUCAUUAUGUAGCAGGUGCAGUCGUGGCCUUAUUUGUGGAGGUGAACAGUGUAUUCCUACAUGCACGUUUAUUGCUCAAACUGGCUAAAGUGUCCCAAAGUUCCUUGAUCUACUCGAUUAACAAACUAUUCAAUGUGGUAACCUAUGUAACCUUCCGGCUUGGAGCACAGUUUUACCUCACCUGGUACAUCAUACACAACUACUCAUCACUGGACCAUGCCUUCUACUUCCUGGUAACUAUGGUCCUAAUGAACAUCAUGAUUCUCAUCUAUUUCUACCGCCUUCUAAGGACCGACUUCUUCAGCAAGCGUCGUCAUGAAAACAGUGUUCGUAAAUUUGCGGAGGACUAAAACAACAAUGCUUUUUGUGCAGAAGUUUGAUGUCUAUCAGUCCAUCCCUCCAAAGACCGCAUUCAAGUGACUGUUAACACUAAACACUUGUUCAUGCAUUAUCAUAGAACAAGCAAACCUCACUAGAGGGAAAACCUGAUAAACAAUAGAGACAAUGAACAAAUUUUGUUUUUAAUUGUUAGAAUAGAUACUUGACUAUUUUUUGAGUUUCACUGAUAUGAUAGCCCUGUUCUAAACUACAACCUUCUAACCUACUAAGACAUUCUUAUACUCUGGGAUGCAGGAGUAGAAGGCAUACAUGGGCAUACAUCCUCACCCUUAAUCUUUGUGCACAAUUUUUUUCAAUAGAAUAAAACCCUGUAAAUGAUUUGGGGAAAGAUAACACAAAGAAUUCCACAAUUGGUGGUUGUGGGGUGAAGUGUACCAGGUGCUUUGGGGUCACUGGGCCAGCGAUUCAAGUGAUAGUUAACCUUGCAUCCAAAUUCAGAAAGUGUCAUUACAUUGGACUUGUUCAGGAAUGCAGGUAGUAAAAUCCAAAGAAUCAGAGAAAGAAACCCACAAAGAGAAACCCACCUUUCGAACGAACUGAACAACUAUUUUCUCAUUAAGUUGUUACGAAGAAGUUAGCUCAGCCUCAAAAUGUUGGGGGGGAUCAAUCUUCAAACUUCCUGGGUAGGUGACAUGUGGAAAAAAAUUCUGUUUGUGGUCCAAUAAAAUGUCUUUUUGUAAACCUUU